This is a messenger RNA of Salvia hispanica, 1687 nucleotides long. NCBI's taxonomy places the organism in Eukaryota, Viridiplantae, Streptophyta, Magnoliopsida, Lamiales, Lamiaceae. The record is from RefSeq and is a predicted model, not a curated record.
AUGGAGAGAGGUUGUGGUGGGUGGCUGAAAUCAAUUGAAGGAGGCGGUGGGUUGGUGGAAUUAAUGGAGGAAUUCACACCAAGGGUUGAGGGAUGUGAGAAGUGGAGACUCCAGAGUGAGCUGCCUCUUUCAUUGGCAAAUCUUAGUGAGUUACACGUGCUCGACAUUUCUAAUAACAAUAACAUCUAUGGUACAAUUCCACCUGAUAUAGGAACCUUAUCCAAGCUUACUCAUCUCACUUUGUCUCAUAAUAACCUCCAAAUUGAGCUGCGUCUUUUAUUGGCAAAUGUGAGCAACUUACAGUUGCUCGACAUUUCUCAUAACUAUCGCAUCAAUGGUGUCAUUCCACCUAACAUAGGGAGUUUAUCCAACCUAACUUAUCUCGAUUUGUUUUAUAAUCAACUCCAAAGUGAGCUGCCUCUUUCGUUAGCAAAUCUGAGUGAGUUACAUGUGCUCGACACUUCUUAUAACUACAUCCAUGGUGUCAUGCCACCUAACAUAGGAAGCUUAUCCAAACUCACUCAUCUCAAUUUGUCCUACAAUCGUUUAGAGGGCCACAUUCCAACCAAACUAUGGCGUAAAUUUGGGAUGGAGUCGUUCAUCGGCAAUCCCAAGUUACUAGCCCCAUCUGAUUCUGAAGGAGGAAGCAAACAUAGUGAUAAGUCAGUUAUAAUUUAUGCUGUGACAAUAGUAUUUGGCUGUUUUGCUUCCUUGAUGGGGUGGGCUUGUGAAGACUUCGGGCAUAGAGCUACGGAUGGCUGCACGCUGAUGGACUUAUACUGCAUUGGAUCUGGUGUAUAUGGGAGCGUCUACAGAGCUCUACUGCCCACUGGAAGAGUUGUUGAAGUUAAGAAACUUCACAAAUUUGAAGGAGAUAAUCCUACUUUUGACUCCUCUUUUAGAAAUGAAGCCACGCAUGUUUCUCAUCACUGGAAGAAGAGGGUAAAUGUCGUGAAGGGCAUUGCCAAUGCACUUUCUUACAUGCAUCAUGAUUGCAGCCCACCUAUUUUACACAGGGACAUUUCGAGCAGCAACAUACUCUUGGAUUCAGAGUUUGAAGGCUGUUUAUCUGAUUUUGGGACAGCUAGAGUGUUGGAUCCAGAUUCAUCCAAUCAAACUCUACUUGUGGGAACUCGGGGCUAUAUUGCACCAGAGUUGGCCUUCACAAUGGUGGUUACAGAAAAAUGUGAUGUAUAUAGCUUCGGAGUGUUGGUAUUGGAAAUUAUGUUUGGAGAUCAUCCGGGAGAUUUCAUUUCCUCCAUGACAAUGACAAAGAGAUGCACGCAGUUUGCUCAAAACAUGAUGGUGCAACAACUCUGGGACAAGAGGCUACCAUCUGUAGACGAAGAUGUAAGAAUGUCGAGGGAAGUGAUUGGAGUGGUGAAAACAGCUCUGAAAUGCAUAAGCUAUGAUCCAAAGUCGCGGCUGUGUAUGAAGGAGGUGUCUCAGGAGCUCGUUAAGCAUCCACCACGAUUGACAAUGCCAUUCCGCUCCAUAUCAGUGCUUCAUCUCAUACACUCAGACUGAACUCACAACUUACAACUGCCUUCUUUUGGUAAUAAAUUUUCGAUGUUCAGUAGCCAUAUGGAAAUGCCUCUCUUUUCUCUGUUUACGUAUCAAGAUAUGUUGGCAUAUGUAGCUUUGUAUUUAUACUAUUGGCUAUAGUUAAGUGCCUCCGCUUUUAACA